AUGCCUUCCGACGCUCCCCAGGACGGUGCCCCCGCACCCAAGGUCGACUUCACAUCCGCCCUCGCAAAGGUUAAGGCUAUCGCCGCAAAGCUCGGAAGCUCAGCCUCCACCGCUGCUCCUGCCAUCCCCGCUACUGCCCCUUCCACUAGCGCUCCUCCCAUGAUGAAGCGCCCCUACGAGGACGACUCUUAUGGCCAUAGCGGUCAUGGUGGUCACGGCGGCCACGACAGCCGAGGCGAUGAUAACAGCUACGGAAAGAGAAUGGCGUAUGAAUCAGGUAGAGAUUCUGGCCCAAUGCACCGCCCUGGCCUCGGAUCCCAGGUCUCGCACUAUGCUCCUCCUAUGCGCAACGAGCACCAGGUUCAGGAGGAAAUGGGUGUUCCUGGAAACCUCGUUGGUUUGAUUAUCGGACGUGGAGGCGAGAACUUGAAGAGAAUCGAGCGUGAGACUGGAUGCAAAGUGCAGUUCUCUCAAGAUGGUAACCCUAACGAUCGUGAGCGAUUUGUCAACAUUGUUGGACAGCCUGCCGGCAUUGCUGAUGCCAGACGUCAGAUUCAGGAAAUCAUCACAAGCUCUCAGACCGGAGAGCGCCCCGGUGGAUAUGGCGGAUUUGGAGGUGGAGGAAACUAUGGCAUGGGUGGUGGUGGUGGUGGUGGUGGCGACGGAUAUGGCCGUGGAGGCUCAUCGUCCACUAUCCAGAUUCCCAGCACCAAGGUUGGCCUUGUCAUUGGACGUCGCGGAGAGACCAUCCGCGACUUGCAGGACCGCAGUGGUGCCCGCAUUGCGGUUACCCCUACCCCUGAGGACCACAACUCCCCCUCAAGAACUGUUACAAUCACUGGAGAUGACAGCGCCAUCGAGCGCGCCAAGACUUUUAUCGACGAAAUUGUCAACGACAUGGCACCCAGAGGCGCAUACGGUGGCGGCGGAUUCCAGAACACCCCUCCUGUCACCAUGACCGUCCCCCAAGAGUCGAUCGGUUUGGUCAUCGGACGAGGUGGAGAGACCGUCAAGCAGCUUCAGAUCCAGUCCCGUGCCAAGAUUCAGGUCCAGCAGGUCGACCCCAGCGUACCAGCCCCUGCUGAGCGCACCAUCAACCUCUUUGGACCUCCCGAGGCCGUCGAAUACGCCAAGCAACUCAUCAUGGAGAAGGUUAACGGAGCGUCAGUGGGCAACCAGCCGUUCAGGAAUUCAGGAAUUCAAUUGAAACGCCUUUGCACUCGGAAUUGUAUCAAGGACAACGACACUUGUUCUUCGGAAUAUGUUUGCAUCGCCUGGACUGCUUCUCUUCACUCUCGCAUCCUUCAGGAUACGUUUGCAGCGUCAUUGUCCCCUGCAGAGCAUGGAUCCGACCCUACCGACGCCGUUCAGACCGACGCGAUCCAAGAUGAGAACCUCCCUUGUCUUGCACAUUGGGUCAAUCGCGACAACGAUCGCUAUGGAAGCCGUGACCAAGGAGGAUAUGGAGGAUCGAGCGGUGGAUAUGGAGGAUACAGCCAGCAGCAGUCAUACCAGCAGCCAGCACAGGCUACGGGAGCAUACGGUCAGCAAUACGGUAGCGGAUAUGGAGCUGCUGCUGCACCCGCUGCCACCCCUGCUGCCAGCACCUACACUCCCGAGCAGCAGGCUGCUUAUGCUCAGUACUACGGUUACCAAUACGGCAGUGCCGCUGCUGUCCCUGGAGCUGAUGCCACUGCUGCUUCGUCUGCAGCUGCCGUACCUGCUGUCGGUGCUGAUACCUCGUCAUAUGGCACCUACGAUUACUCUCGCUACGGUCAAUACGGUACCGCCGCAGCCUCGUCAGCAGCCCCCGCCACAUCAUCGAGUGCUGCUGCCGUGACAUCUACCCCUAUUGGUGAUGCCGCUAUCGCCUCUUCUGCCGCUGCUCCCGCUGCUGCAUCAGCAGCUGGUGGUGCUGCCGCCACUGACUAUUCUGCAUACUAUGCUCAGCAGGAGGCUUACCAGCAGUACUACAGCCAAUACUAUGGAUACCAGGCACCAGCUGCUGAUGGCUCUGCUCCCGCUGCUGCUGCUAUUGCUGCCAAUGGUGGUUCGGAUGCCUCCUCUGCUGCCCCUGCCUCUGGUUCUGAUGACAAGGCUAAUGCCUCUUCCUCUGACGCUGCUGGCGCUGACUCCACCAAGGACCAGUAA
Messenger RNA from Linnemannia hyalina, 2151 nucleotides. NCBI's taxonomy places the organism in Eukaryota, Fungi, Mortierellomycota, Mortierellomycetes, Mortierellales, Mortierellaceae. The record is from the annotation of a GenBank genome assembly.